AUGAGUUCUCUUCUUACCAACUUUACCAAUAAUCCUCUUCAAUACUUUUUAAAUAAUAACCCAAAUAUCUCCUUGUGUCAGCAAGCUGGUAAUCCAUUCUUUACGACUUCAUCUCAACCCAAUAACUCACUAACCUCGAACCAAAUGACCACUGGAAGUAUCAAUACUCCAUGCAACGCUCAAACAAGUGUAUUUGAUCCCUCUACAGCAGCCAAUCUUGCUUCUUUAGUCGGAAACGUGACCCUACCUUCCCAAUCGGUAUCCACAUCAUCCUUUAAUAAUGAAUGGAUGAAUCAACUCUUACAUCAAAUAGAUCAAUCUCUUGACAUUCUCUCCAAUAAUUUGAUACGUGAUAUUGAGUGUAUCGCCAUGGAAAGUGGCUCUCAGCUCAAGAAGAGAAAAUUCUCUGAAGAAUUCGAAGAGGACUCUCAAUGCCAAAAUGAACUCUUGAGCAAUGAGGCGUUGGAACUUCAACAACUUCAAGAAUGGAUUCAAAGCAAAAAACGUAAGAAGAACAACUCUCAAGGAAAGAAAGAAAUACUUAAAGAAUUUCUCAUGCUCAACAAGAACAAUCCCUAUCCGACUGAAAGACAAAAAGAGAUUUUUAUGAAAGAACUUGACUAUGAUAAGAAACAACUCAACAAUUGGUUCAUUAAUGCACGAAAGAGAUAUUUAAGAAAGAAGGUUGCUUAUACCCCUCCUGAUAUUAGAAAUAAGAAUGAAUUUGAUUCCAUUUUGGAGAAUAAGGUGAGACAAAGCAUGAUGACGAAUGGCAACCCUCAAGUUCAUACCGAAUGA
This is a messenger RNA of Naegleria fowleri, 798 nucleotides long. RefSeq lists its product as uncharacterized. The transcript has a single exon. The record is from RefSeq and is a predicted model, not a curated record. Gene Ontology annotation, molecular function: DNA binding. Bases 1 to 798 code for a protein of 265 amino acids. Gene Ontology annotation, biological process: regulation of DNA-templated transcription. Lineage: Eukaryota; Heterolobosea; Eutetramitea; Acrasida; Naegleriidae.